This is a messenger RNA of Erinaceus europaeus (western European hedgehog), 5145 nucleotides long. It is a transcript of the gene FRMD6, whose product is annotated as FERM domain containing 6. Gene Ontology annotation, cellular component: cytoskeleton; cytoplasmic side of apical plasma membrane. The record is from RefSeq and is a predicted model, not a curated record. The coding region runs from base 659 to 2527 and encodes 622 amino acids. NCBI's taxonomy places the organism in Eukaryota, Metazoa, Chordata, Mammalia, Eulipotyphla, Erinaceidae. Gene Ontology annotation, biological process: positive regulation of hippo signaling. The transcript is spliced from 16 exons.
UCCUCUGAGAAACUAAAAGUGAAAAAGGAGCUUUCUUUCCCUUGAAGGAAGGGUAUUAAAUGAACUAACCCUUGUCUUGGGAAUACUUUUUUUUUUCCCUCAGGCCCAACCCCCCACCCCCCACCCCAAAUAUCCUUCCUUAAGCACCCUACUCUGGGGCGGGAGCUGAAGAUUCAAUCCUGGAGUCAGCCCUAUCCAAAGAGCCUGAUUUCUGAUGACUACAACAGCAGGUCUACCCACUGAAAAGAGGGUUGAGAAUUUUGUUCCCAGCCCUUCCUGUUCCAUAUACAUAUUUGAAUUUGAAUCAGUUUGAGUGACUGUAUCCUGGACACUUCUCAGAGAUUUAGGAUACCACAGCUUGCUAUCUGAGGGGAUGCCCUACAGUCACUGAGGCAUCAUGCUCUUGGGCUGACUUUUGAGAGACAAACACCACAGCCUAGAAGCUUCCUCCUGUAAGGUGGGAGCAAGACCUGACCUGUGCUGUGUGUGUGGCAAAGCAGGCCCCUUCCCAGCUAUGAAACCUACAUAGUAGUACACCAUGAUACUCCACUUAUGAGGCAUGUGAUGAAGAGCACAGUUUGGCUUUGGAGUGAUCAGAAUCAGAGGAACUGCUGAGAACUUGGAGCCCAGCCCUGGCCACUUGAAAGCCCACAACACAAUGAACAAAUUGAACUUUCAUAACAACAGAGUCAUGCAAGACCGUCGAAGUGUGUGUAUUUUCCUCCCUAAUGAUGAGUCUCUAAACAUCAUUAUAAAUGUUAAAAUUCUGUGUCACCAAUUGCUGGUCCAGGUGUGUGACCUACUUAGGUUAAAGGACUGCCAUCUCUUUGGACUAAGUGUUAUACAAAACAAUGAACAUGUAUAUAUGGAGUUGUCACAAAAGCUUUACAAAUAUUGUCCAAAAGAAUGGAAGAAAGAGGCCAGCAAGGUACGCCAAUACGAAGUCACUUGGGGUAUUGACCAAUUUGGACCACCAAUGAUCAUCCACUUCCGGGUUCAAUAUUAUGUGGAAAAUGGACGAUUAAUCAGUGACAGAGCAGCAAGAUACUAUUAUUACUGGCACCUGAGAAAACAAGUUCUUCAUUCUCAGUGUGUUCUCCGAGAAGAGGCCUACUUCCUGCUGGCAGCCUUUGCCCUGCAGGCUGAUCUUGGAAACUUCAAAAGGAAUAAGCACUAUGGAAAAUACUUUGAGCCAGAGGCUUAUUUCCCAUCUUGGGUUGUUUCCAAGAGAGGGAAGGACUACAUCCUGAAGCACAUUCCGAACAUGCACAAAGAUCAGUUUGCUCUGACAGCUUCCGAGGCUCAUCUUAAAUAUAUCAAAGAGGCUGUCCGACUGGAUGAUGUAGCUGUUCAUUACUACAGAUUGUAUAAGGAUAAAAGGGAAAUUGAAGCCUCUCUGACCCUUGGAUUGACCAUGCGAGGAAUACAAAUUUUUCAGAAUUUGGAUGAAGAAAAACAACUACUUUAUGACUUCCCCUGGACAAAUGUUGGAAAGUUGGUGUUUGUGGGUAAGAAAUUUGAGAUUUUGCCAGAUGGCUUGCCCUCUGCUCGGAAGCUUAUAUAUUAUACAGGGUGCCCUCUGCGCUCCAGACACCUUUUGCAACUCCUGAGCAACAGUCACCGCCUCUACAUGAACCUGCAGCCUGUCCUGCGUCACAUCCGGAAGCUGGAGGAAAAUGAAGAAAAGAAGCAGUACCGGGAAUCUUACAUCAGCGACAACCUGGACCUUGACAUGGACCAACUAGAGAAGCGGUCUCGGGCUAGUGGGAGCAGUGCAGGCAGUAUGAAGCACAAGCGCCUGUCGCGUCACUCCACAGCCAGCCACAGCAGUUCCCACACCUCAGGCAUUGAAGCUGACACUAAACCCCGGGAUGCUGGACCAGAGGAUAGCUAUUCUGGCAGUGCCAUCCACCGCAAGCUGAAAACCUGCAACUCCAUGACCAGUCAUGGCAGUUCCCACACCUCAGGAGUGGAGAGUGGCGGCAAGGACAGGUUGGAAGAGGAUUCACAAGAUGAUGAAAUAGAGAUGUUGGUUGAUGACCCCAGGGACCUGGAGCAGUUGAAUGAAGAGUGUCUGGAAGUCAGCCCAGACAUGUGCAUCUAUAUCACAGAGGACAUGCUAAUAUCUCGGAAAUUGAAUGGACACUCUGGGUUGAUUGUAAAAGAAAUUGGCUCCUCUACCUCGAGUUCCUCAGAAACAGUUGUUAAACUUCGUGGCCAGAGUACUGAUUCUCUUCCACAGACUAUCUGUCGAAAACCAAAGACCUCCACUGAUCGACAUAGCUUAAGCCUUGAUGACAUCAGACUUUACCAGAAAGACUUCUUGCAAAUUGCAGGUCUGUGUCAAGACACUGCCCAGAGUUACACUUUUGGAUGUGGCCAUGAACUGGGUGAGGAAGGGCUCUACUGUAACAGCUGCUUGGCUCAACAGUGUGUCAACAUCCAGGAUACUUUUCCAGUCAAAAGAACCAGCAAAUACUUUUCUCUGGAUCUCACUCAUGAUGAAGUUCCAGAGUUCGUUGUAUAAAAUGUGUCUGUAUGCAGCUAAAUGAGCUGUGAAAGCCAUGAGUUGUUUUUUACUUACUACUUGUGCCAUAUUUUCUUCAUCUUAAACAUAGAGCUCUUCAUAAUAUUUAAGAUGGAAAUAAAAGCCUUGGGACAAUUGCACUUUAAGUAUUAUGCAGAGGUAAAAGAAACAGAAUGUACAGUCAGACAAGUGCUCAGAACUUCACUGAUCCUUUGGAGGGAAAAUGUGCUUUACUUAUAACAAAGUCUUCAAAAUAUUAAAACUGUGUUUUCUUCAUUGUUUUGUUCUUUAGUCCAGUUAUACUUAAUAUCAUGUACUUUGCCAUGUGAUAGAUGUUUUCAGGUUUGUCUGUUUGCUUGUAAUUAUUUUUAUAACUCUCUCAUGAAAUUCUCACUGUUUGAGGGAGGAGAGAAAAAAAAUCUCUCUUUUAAAGGAAAGACCAUUACUGAGUGCAUAGCCAUUGCUGCCUCACUGGGCCUAUCCCAAAGUGAAUACUAGUGAAGUAGUCACAGUCAUGUGGUUUUAAAAAACCAAAGAUAUGUACAUAACUGAAGCACAGCCAAGGGAAGACAUGAAUUAAGCAAUAACCAGAAGAUUGUGCAUGCUGUGAUGCCUUGUGACCCCUUCACGCCUCGUCAGUGCCAUAAUCUGGUCAUCCAAAGGCUCUAGAAUCCAGUUUAGUUUUCUUAGCAAAGUGGUGGGUCAGUUAUGCUUAUGUUAAUAGUGCAUUUUGUGAACCUUACAAAGUGAGUUUCUCUUAAGUCUAUGGAAAUGCCUUCGGAAAUAUUUAUACUUUUUUUAAUCAAGAGCAAAUUAUGGUUAUACUAGUUUCUGCUUAACCAAAACCACUAACUAUAUAUAUCAUACACACACAUAUAUAUCAUACACACACGCGCACGCACAAACACGUGCACACACACACACACACAUAUAUAUAUGAAGUUAUGCAUGCUUGAAUGUGGUUAAUGCUUACUAAGUCUUCAGUUUGGUUUCCAUAACUGUCUUGUAUACAUGGUAUUUCUUGUCUAAGAUGGAAAAUAUGUCAUUGUACGAACAGUGUCUAUAGACAAUCAGGUGGUAUAUGGGAGUUUAAGAAUGUCUAUUUUCUCCCUUGUCAUGAUUUUUAAUCUUGGUUGGAUAGUAAAAUAAUCUGGGGAUCUUGGGGGAAAAAAAGAGUCCCAUCUGGGACCAAUUCAGUCUUCUGGUGAGACCCAGGUAUGAUAGUCUUUCCUUGUAGAUAUCUAAUAUGCAACAAAGUUUAAAACAGUUAUCCUACAGAAUAAUUUUUUGUUAAUUUUGAAGUAAAAAUACAGAGUAAAUGGCGAUGUCAAAGAAAGGGCCACAAUUUAAAUGGCUAGUACCAUUGCUAUAAUAGAAUACAUAAUGCCAAUAAGUCAGAAGUAAACAUAUUAACCUUUAAAUGUACAGUAGCAGUGCUGCUUGCACUUCAGGAGAGAAUUUCAGCACAAUGUCUUUCUAUGAGAUGUUUUUAAUGAUUUCAUAUUUUACAGCAUUUGUUUACCAUAUUUUGUAUACCAUUUUUUCUAUCUACCAGGUUUUACUAAGAGAACUAUAUAUUGUUUUCUAAAGAAUCAGUCCUAUUUUUAUACAGAAAUAAGUUUUCAGGUAACAAAGAAAUAGAUGUAGGGAACAGCAAGACAUGCAGUGUUACCCAUGUAUGGGAGUCAGUAUUAUAAACACAUGAAGAGUGUGGACAAACCCCCCCUUCAGUGUCUCCAUGCAGAUGUUAUAGGGCAGUAUGUACACAAUAAGCCUGGUCAGGGUAGUUUAGACUCAUACCUUCAAAAGAAAAAAGUUAUAUAGCAAUGGAAUUAUUUUUGCUUUUAUCAAAGUAUUUUAAAAGAGCCAAAGUUUCAGAUAUCAGAAUGUAUAUAAGAGUUAUCUCAGCCUCUAUAUGAGACAAUCAUCUAAUGACUUUGAUUUCUAAGCCAUUGAAUGAUCCACUAUUUCUUACAGAUGCUUCUGUGACAGAUGCUAGUGAAGUUAGACUCUCUAAAGAUUCCAGAUCCUGAUGUUGUGCAUUUCUUUGUUAUCAAUUAGUGUUUCCUGAAAACAGCAAGAGGAAAAAAAUGUUUAAUUGAGUGAGUAGUGCUUUAUAGUUUCUUUUCUCCACUUCAACCAGAUUCAGGUCUUCAGGGCUUUCGUAGCAUUGUUGGUGGUUUUGCACACCUUUCUAAUUGGAUUUAUGAGUAGUGUUGUAGAUUUUCAAAAAACAAGCAAAUAAACAGUUUUGCUUUUUUAUCCAUUAUUUGCAUCAUAAUUAUAUAUAUGUAUAUGAAAAUCCAUUUUGAAUAUCUACAUUUUGUAUUUGGAAAUUGUUUUUUAAAAGGAAAAGUAUAAAGCUGUUAUUUAUUUUGCAUUUGUUACUGUCCACUGCUAGUCAGUACACCAGUUUGGUAUAUAUUGCCUCUGCACAUCUGCAUUUGAACUUGCAACAGUGAGCUUUAUAUCUACAUAAACUGUAAAUAAUCCUUUCUGUGAAAGGAUCAUCAUCACAGGAUGAUACCAAAAUUGUAUAAAAUGCAUUAUUUUGUAAUUAUUUCUUAUAGGCAUUUCAUGGUAAGAACAGCAGUCAAUAAAGUUACUUUUUAUUUGCA